Molecule: messenger RNA, 1796 nt
Organism: Neocloeon triangulifer
Lineage: Eukaryota; Metazoa; Arthropoda; Insecta; Ephemeroptera; Baetidae
Product: suppressor of tumorigenicity 14 protein homolog
Exons: 6
Coding region: 179-1480 (433 amino acids)
Cellular component (GO): plasma membrane
Molecular function (GO): protein binding
Source: RefSeq, a predicted model, not a curated record
CCAGGCACACCAACUCAAAAAGUGACGGUGGAGUUGCGAAGUUGUUUUUGGUUGUUGUUGCAACCUUCCCUUUGUGUAGAAAUCAUAAAAAUUGCAAAUUAUCUUUGUUAAAUCUGCUCGAUUGACCACUUUUCCACCCCUGAGCUAUGAAGUGAAGCAAUAAUAAACUAUCUUCACGAUGGACCAGGAGAAAAUUCUGCUCGUUCUUCUUGUUGUUUGGCUCAAUACCGUGGAUGGAAUUUACAACUGCUCAAAUCUACAUUUAAACAGCCAGAAUGGUUACAUUGAGAGCCCACAUCAUCCAGGCCCUUAUCCAGACUUUGCGCAGUGCUCUUGGUUCAUUAGCAUUCCGAAAAAUUCCUCACUAUCCAUCAGGAUUGUGGACUUGGACAUUUCUAAUGACAGUCCACCUUCUUGCGAGGAAACGAAUAGUUGUUGCUCCAGCAAUUGGCUCUCAAUCCCAGCCAUUAGUCACGGUGUGAAGGUGCCACAUUUGCUCUGCAAUGGAAUGCAGUACAACAGGGACGUCCUUCUUCCCGACACCUUGAAAAUAGCGGUCAUCAAGUUCCAUUCGUCAAAAAAUUUCAAAAGCAGCUCGGGAUUCAAGCUCAAAUAUGCUGUUGUUCCGCAUGUGGCCAAACAUCCUUGCUUAAGCACUGAGUUUUCAUGCUCAGACAGUCAGCAGUGUGUGCAGCAGUCGCAAAUUUGUGAUGGAAAAGAUGACUGCUCAGACAAAUCAGAUGAAUCUCACUGUGACUCUAGGUGCACCGAGCAAGGGUUGACGAGCUGCCCCGAGUCUCCGAUGGUGUGCUACAACGCCUCAAUCAAUGUUUGCUCGCGACUCAUGUCGUGCCCCGCUUCGCAACACAAGGGCUGGACCCUGUGCAAGGACGGCAAGGCGUGCUACCUGCGAGAGCAGCAGUGUGACCAGACCGUUGACUGUGAUGACCAGACAGACGAGCUGAACUGCAAGAGCACAGAGGACGUGUUCUUCCUUUGCGACGAUUGGUCCAAAUGGAUCCCGAGUAACAAAGUCUGUGAUGGAAGUAAUGACUGCAACGAUCAUUCAGACGAGGAUUGCUGUGUCAAUACUUCAUUUGAAACUGCGACGAUUGUGGGAUGCCUCUCGUGCAGUUUGAUUUUCAUUCUGCUUACCUCCUACUUUUUCUUUGGGUACGGCCAACCCGUUGAGAGCACAAUGGACAGGAACUCCGAGCCUUCCAUGAGGCCAUCGCUGAACAUCUCAGGCCCGUCGCCCUACUUAUUAUUCCGAGAGCCGCCGCCUCCCUACUUUGCGGAGCCUCAUGUGAGCCGCAGACGGUACCGUCGAAAUAGAAGGAGGACUUCUCCGAACUCUGUGCCAGUUUCCAGCAAUACCGGAAGCUCUGCCAUGGGGAACCAGAGGGACCAGCCAGAGGCAGAGACUGCGGAGGAAGCCUCGAAGAGCUCAGAGGAGAUUCCUACAGUCUCAACCACAUAGAUUGACGCCAUAUUUAAUCUAUUUUUAUUCCAACUUCCUCAAUUAAAAUGCUUUCCCUGCAAUCAACUGUGAUCAUAAGCAAUGAAGAGCAGUUGCAUUGCACUAUCAUAUUUUUUGUGAGCAGAACAAGAAUCUAGUCUCUUGGAAUCUCCUUUUUCCUGUAAUUCACGAAAUUGAGAUAACUUAGCUGUGUAAAAAUUGGAAGUUCUUAUUACACUCAUUGACAAUUCUUUUUAUUUAAGUUUUAUGUCCUGGAAAUUUCUACAUAAUUUUCAAAUAAUAUACCCAAAUAUACGGUACUCUCAAAUCUUCAUAA